Molecule: messenger RNA, 4295 nt
Organism: Micropterus dolomieu (smallmouth bass)
Lineage: Eukaryota; Metazoa; Chordata; Actinopteri; Centrarchiformes; Centrarchidae
Gene: tbkbp1
Product: TBK1 binding protein 1
Exons: 10
Coding region: 378-2297 (639 amino acids)
Biological process (GO): canonical NF-kappaB signal transduction
Cellular component (GO): cytoplasm
Source: RefSeq, a predicted model, not a curated record
GCAGGUUGCUGAGAGAUCCGUUGCCUUGGCUCUCCCUCUAAAAUGUAGGGUGACUAAAGCAGCAGACAUGCGUGGAUGUUCUCGUUAAAAGGAGAGACUGACGCUCCUAUUCCCGCGACAUCAUCAUCCCACACUAGUGGAGCUCCACGGUGUGCGAUGUGAUGAUGCUCAGUCCUGCACAGUAGCAGCUACAGGAGGCGUGCUUGUCCCUGCCACAGGAGCACAGGAGGAGGACUGGAGCAGAGGCCAGCAGCCGUUUACCGGGCACUUAACACAUUGUAAAACAGAGCGCUUUUUGGGGGGUGCUCUGUCCACCCACUCUUCCGAGCAAUGGCAUCCACGGAUCUAGCAAAGGGAGCGCGUUGAAGCUCUGAGUGAUGCAGUCUCUGUUCGGUGGAGGGGAGCUAGGGCUGCUGGGAGGAGGCGGCGACGCAGGGGGCCUGAAAGAGGAUGGCUGUGGCAGUGUGGCGUGGCACUCCUCCACCCUGCCCCCCGACGAUGUCUACUCAGCCUCCCACUUUGCCCUUAUCACCGCCUAUCAGGACAUCAAGACGAGGCUGGGCUGCCUGGAGCGGGAGAACAGCAGUAUCAAGAGGAAGCUCAAGAUCUAUGAGAUCAAGUUCCCUAUGAUCAGCGAGUUUGGGGAGAACACUAACUCCUACUGCUCCUUUGAGAGCAAGGAGACGGCGCUUCUGCACUCAGAAAAUGGCAACCUGCAGCAGAGAGUCAACGUCCUGACCCACGAGCUCCAGAAGAGAAAGGAGAGAGAGGAGCAGCUGGAGGAUGUAAUCCAGGCCUACGAGAAGAUUCACAUGGAGAAGAACAACCUCCAGAGGGAUCUCGACAAGAUGACUAACCUGGUGGAGAAGCAUGUUGAGCGUAUCCUGGGCCUGGAGUCGGCUCUGAGGCAGAGGGACAACUCCCUGCAGAAACUCAACAUGCAGCUGCACAGCAAAGACAUGCAGUACCUGCAGCUGCACGCUGGCCCAGACACACACAUGCUGGAUUGUCCAGCCUUGACCCUUCAGAGCUCCCGCAGCCUGGACACCCUGUCCGACCUGAAGCUGCAGCGUCUGGAGGCGGAGCUUGAGGGGGCACGGCACGAAGCCCAGGGGGCGUGUCAGCGAGAAGAAGAGCUGAAGGGGGAGUGUGAGAGACUGAAGGAGGACAUGAGGAUGCUGCAGAACAGCCAGAGGGACAGGGAAAUGACUUCUCCGUGCAAGCAGUGUGAUGUGGAGUGGAUAAAGAAGGUGGGAGAUGAGCAGGUGAAUUUGGCUCUGGCCUACACAGAGUUAACAGAGGAGCUGGGACGCCUCCAAGCACUGAGCUCCAAGCAGACGGAGAUCCUGAGGAAAGCCUCGCAGGAGCAGGCUAGUCCAGUCCAGCGUCACUCUCCCAUCCACCACCAGCGCCACUCUCCAGUCUCUCAGCGCCACUCACCUAUCUCACAGCGCCAUUCUCCAGUCCCACCUCUGCCACACCACUCCCCAAUCCAACAGAGACGCUCCCCGGUGCUGCAGCGCCUCUCCCCAGACAUGCACCGCCGCUCACCCCUGCUGGACGUCAAUAACGGACCGGCCUCUUACUCCUGCCGCCCACCCAGUCACCACCUGAGGGCUAGCUUCCAGGGCCGUCGCAGUUACUCUGAGGUUGCCGACCCCUCCGCUUACCAGUGCCCAACCCGCUUCUCACUGGACCCUGUCUCCACCCUACCUAAGCCCCGGCCCUACAUUGAGGGCUACCCAAAACAGCAGUCCCAACAUGUGGGCUCACCUCAUGGUGGACUGCAGCACAGAGGAUCCCCAUCCCCCCAUCAAGGUGGUGCAGGAGGGGAUGGGGGUCUCGGAGAGAGCUCAAUGCGCCACUCAAGAGAGAUGCCAUUCCCACUGUCUGAGGUGGCCCACCUCCAUUAUGAGCCCCCUCCUCCAUCCACACCAGCCCCUCAACCCCCACAGUCAUCUGAAGACGAGGAAGAAUGGACCUGCCCGCAUCCCAUCAGCCCACCUCGGACACUGGGCGUGCUCUCUUCUGCAGUGCCCAGUGGCGUCAUGAGAGGCCCAGCAUCCUGCUCAGCCUUUCCCAUCCCUCAGAGGCCUAACACCCUCAGCUGCCACCCGCAGCCCGGGUACAUGUCAGCAGAGCAUGCUCAGUCCUGGCCUUCCAUCAAUCUCUGGAUGGAGACCGAGGAGAGUGACAUGCGGAGCUGCCCUCUCUGCCAGCUGAUAUUCCCUGUCGGUUACCCUGAUGAUGCCCUCAUCAAGCACAUUGACUCCCACCUGGAGAACAGCAAGAUCUGAUUGCCAUGGCAACCAGCCCUGCACACAUCUGCGCUCUCCUCUUAUAGAUUAUGUAAGAGACUGGCAGACCCAGCCAAAGGGAAAGUCAAACGUAGAAUCACAGGCGAUCCAUGAACAAGUCAGCUAUGUGUGAUAAGCUAUAGAUAGGGAUGCAAAAUGGGCGCAGUGGCCUGUUAUAUUUGGGAAGUAUUUAAACAUGGGUCUGUCUUGGACUUGUCCACAUGCAGAGCCCUUUACAGAUCGCCCUUAAGACAGCUCUGCCUGUAUAAUCCCUGACUCUGGUUGCUGCUGUUUUUGUUAUGAGUCUUGUUGUGUGGUUUCAGACAGUUUCAGGUGUUGUGUCGUUGUUCGCUUCACAGUGUAGUACACUUUGAUUUAGCAAAGUAAGCCAAAGACGAGGUAUGAGAGGCAGGCUGAAAGGUUCAGGCGCUCUGCAUGUAAAAAAGUUAGUUUCAGUGUUUAUCGGUAAAUGAUCAGGGAGAUCUGAGGCGUCUUUUAUAAAAACAGACCACUCUCACCACUUAGCUUUAAAUAUUGUACACCUGCUUGGAUUUUCUAUCUCACACACAUACUACAGUAUAUUUUCGCAGAGGAUUCUGUGCAGUAAGUGCCAAGGACAGUUAUUUGGUAGAAGAUGGCUUAUUGAAAUGACAGAUAUACAAAGUCAUAUGGGACGGUGAUUAGUCAUAAGUAGGGAUUUUAAGAUUUUGAUGCUGAGGUAAGAGAGAAUGACACUGUGAAGGAAUUCUGACUGAUAGUCAGUCGAUCAGUGUUUGAUGCCAGUUUGCUUUCACUUCUCUAAAAUGAGGAAGUGUGUUUCCAAGGCAGUUAAGAAAGUAUAAAACAUUCCAGUCUCACAUUUCAUCUACUGACAAACCAACUGACAAGCUGGGGAAUAUGAAUGUGAAAGUAUGUUUGGAUAACCUGAAGACGGUUUUACCCAAAUAGAGUUAUGAUGAUGCCCUGCAGGGCAGGGCACUGAUGUUUUUGUGUCUUCUCUACAAUUGGAGGGACAUUUUUUGUCAGAAUAUACCUUUUAUGCUUGCGGCCUGUUAAAAAAAAUCUGAGUAUCUUAGCACUUUAGCCUAUACAAUGUAUUUGUUUUCAGUCCCCAUAUAUAUUUUCCAUGUAUAAUUUACUAUUUAUAUUGUCAAUCUGUAAGGCAAAAAAAUAUGAAGAUAUAUUUUUGCAAAUGUUAAUGCACCACGUCUCAUGUUGGUGUUUCUCCCAUGUGCUUGCACACUGCUGUAUAUAGAGGAGUCGAAGAUCAAAAUCCCUGGGGAUGGGAUACUUUUCUGUACAAAGACUUUAAAUUAUCGACGGGGAUUCUCAUCGGUCUUCCUAAAGAUCUGACCUUCAAAACAGUUUGAUGUCACGACUGCCCAGACCACCCAACAAAAAACAGAAAGAACACACGGCUGCAUGAGAUCAAGACCUCUGACCUGUCUUGAGGAAAAAGUGGCAGGCUUUUUAGUGUACUGUAUUUCUAUCUCGGAGAUCUGAUACCAGAAACAUCAUCUCCAAUCAGCAAAGUUAUCUCUGCAGGGUUUCAGCAAUGACAAUACUCUUCUUUUGAUACAUGGGUUUCAUUUUUAUCAUGAGUGGAAUCUAAACUCGAGAUCUGCUUGUGGGACUUUCUUUUUGAAAAAAAAGAAAAAAAACAAAGUUACACUGAUGUCAGCUUAUCUGAAGCUUUACGUUACAUGUGCAGUUUCUAAUGUAGGGGAUGUCCCUACACACCCACUCAUGCAUUUAAACUGGUUUGAAAUUACUGAAGAAGUGAAAUGCCGUAGAUUAGAGCACAUAGGACAGUGAUUAAGGCAGCAGGUUGACGUAGGACAUAUCGACCCACCUGAAGUAUUCUUUUGCAACACACUGAAUCCCUACAAGCUCUGCACACCUUUCUCCAGGCUAUGAAUUUCCAACAAAGGUUUAAGGAAAGGAGAAUUUUCCUAUGUGGGUCAAGGAAUAUGACAUUAAAGGAAAACUCGUUUAUUA